AACCAAUCUUUUAACACAUAGUUAGCUCUAUAGUAUUCUGUAGUUAAUUUCAAAGUAGUAUUCUAUAGUAGAUUUCAGUGUGUCCAGAGGAAAAUCCAGCAAACCUAGCUGGGCAAUGGUUUGAGAGAUUAUUCCUAUUACACUUUUGGCAGAAUAGUGAUUCUGCAUAGCACUCACUUCAAUUUAUUUAAAGCAAAGUCCGUUAGCAGUAAAUUCUGUUACUUUUUGGUAGUUUUUCAGGUAGGUGAAUAAUACAAGUUGCUUGGAUAAAUCAGAUACAACACAUGCAAUAAAAUAUCUGUGUAAGUUCAUGUGGUUUGAGGCAACGGGCGAGUACAAUUAUUUAAAAUGUGUGCAAGUGUGGAAGCUCUCAGUUAUCUGUUUAUUAGAUUGUGGAGAGAUGCUUUAGCAUUUUUUUGGAACUCUUGUAGUAUCUAUAACUACUGGUUCAUACACAGAAAAUAAAUAUCAAGUAUUGGAAAACAUUUCUACAUUUUUCCCUCUGAAGUUCAUGUUCAUUAUAGCAGCUUCCAGUCUGCUGCAGUUGUUAGUACUACUUACUUUCUAAGUGAGUCAAAGAACUUUGGUUUUGUGAUUCAAUAUAUUUGUAUUAUAAAUGCUCCUUUGUGAUUCAUCAAGGAGUGACUUUUAGUGUAUUUCUGUUUUUUAAUCUACUUCCCCGUAGUUAGACCCCAUCCCAUAAGCCUGUGGCUAUAACGAAGAUUCUGAAGGAAAGUAGUUUUUUUGUGUUUUCCUUGACAGAAUGAGGAAUCUUGAAUAAUCCCUUAGCUCACAUAGCAUCUGGAAGAUUUAUAAUCAAUGCCACUGUGGCAUGGUGGCAUAGAUUACUCAAGAGGUGAACAAGGUUUUGACAGUUUUACAGAUUCCCUGAGGCGCAUGCUAUCCACAGUACUUUAAUCCAAUUAUUGUGUACAAUGUUCUUUUGAUCAUUUAUUAUCUGUUUUGGACUUACUGUAUGAAGUGCUGUAUUUAGUCAGUGAUCGAGGCAUUUUAGUGGUUUCCCACGCACAUUUCUUACAGCGGUGUUGAACUGGGUUACUGAGAGAAAAGGGUUUUACAUUUAUUUGUUCACUUGCUUCGGUUAGAAGUGAACUCUGUUACGUCUUAGUCUCCUUAGUGGCCAUCCCAAAUCUAACGGUAGUGCCUCUUUUAUAUGGUUUUAACCGUCAGGGGUUGGAUGCCUGUCGUUGCAAGAUUUUCUGUCAUCAGGUGACACUUUGGCUGUUGCCAAAUAUCUUGGUUUUCUUUGUACUCCAUCCCUUCAGACUACCUACUGUUGGUCUGUAGGAAAUGAAGGAGUUUUUGAGGUGGUUUUAGCUUACGUGAAUAACUCAUACCUUAGAAACUUUCCUCUUAAGGUACAACAUGCCUACUUUGGCUGAAAAGGUACAUGUUGUAGGUCAGACCAGUCCAGUUCAUGGUAAUGAGGAAGGUAUUUCCUGAUCUGAGGCAAGGAAAGAGAGUUUUUGGGCUGUGACUUGGAGAAGUAAGAGGUAGUCCCUCCAGGAAUGUGAAUUCCCACUUAAUUAAGCCUCCUCUCUGCCCCCCCAAAAAUUGACUGCUAGUUGGCAACGUUUUAUCUCUUUUAUUCUUAAUAUUCUGGACUUUUUUAGUUUCUUUCAAACUGAGCCUUCUUAUGGUUUAUAAAGAGCUGCUUUUAAACAUUUCUAAACAAAUCUAGGGCCACAUUUAUGUAUGGCAGUCUGUGUUCUGGAGUUUGCUUGGGUAAUAGAUGUACUUUUCAUUAAAGGAAACAAAUGAAUACGUUUUUAAAGAGAUUUCACAUAUAUUUUUGUCACUUCUCGGUGCUUACAGAAAUUUUAGACACUUACUUAUUCUCAUUGUUUUAAGAAUUCUGAGAUAUUAAAGGAAUACUAGAAACCAUGCUGAAAGUAAAUGUUGACUAUACAGAAGUUAAUACAGAGACCCGGGAGAACUUGAAAACAGAGAUAUUGGUGAAUUAAAAUUACAAGCAUGAAAGAAAAAAAUAUCAGGACCAAUCUGUGACAUCAGUGGCUUUCUUUUUCAUUCACUCUGCAUUCACUUCACUUGAACUAAAAAGGCAUAACACCAUUUCAGUCUCUCUGUAAAGUUGAUGUAGUCUCUUGUUAGCUGUAGUUCACCACAAACACUGUAGAAUCAGAUGUGCAGGCUUCCCUCGCUCUCAUGAAUGACUUCCCAUCCCUCCUCCUCCUCCUGGGAUCAAACCGGGGGAACAGGGACUCAACAACAGCUUAUAGCACAACAUGCUUUGGAGAAAGAGGCUUUGGAGAAGAUUAAAAUAGAAAUCGAGGAGGAACUAAAACAUCUUGAUGAAGAAAUCUUGGAAGCAUUUACCACUACAGGAUUUGACUGCCAUACUUCCCCAGUGUUCAGUCCUGCCAAUCCAGAGAGCUCAAUAGAAGACUGCCUGGCUCACUUAGGGGAGAAAGUGUCCCAGGAAUUGAAAGAACAUCUGCACAAAGCACUGCAGAGCUUGCUUAGCAAGCCGGUGACAUAUCAAGAGUAUCGAGAGCGCACACAAGAGACAGCUGCUCAUGCCAGUGGAUGGAACAAGGUCUUGGUACCCUUGGUUCUGCUACAACAGUUUCUGAUGGAGUUAACCAGACGGGGCCAGGAGCCACUGAGCGCGCUUGUGAACUUUGGGGUGACAUAUCUAGAAGACUAUUCUGCAGACUAUAUCAUUCAACAAGGAGGAUGGGGGACGGUCUUUACUUUGGAAUCCGAAGAGGAAGAGUACCCUGGGCUCAUCGCAGAGGACAGUAAUGACAUCUACAUCCUGACCAGUGACAACUCGGGACAGGUGAGCCCCCCGGAGUCCCCCACGGUGACCACGUCGUGGCAGUCGGAGAGCCUGCCCGUCUCCCUGUCAGCGAGUCAGAGCUGGCACACAGAGAGCCUGCCCGUCUCCCUGGGACCCGAGUCCUGGCAGCAAGUGGCCAUGGAUCCUGAAGAAGUCAAAAGCCUGGACAGCAACGGAGGGGGCGAAGAAAGGAGUGAGAACAACUCUUCCAACUCAGAUAUUGUUCACGUGGAGAAGGAAGAGAUACCGGAGGGGAUUGAGGAGGCGGUGGUGUCUGCAGCCGUCGCUGCAGAGCCCGUGCAGGCAGCGUAUCCAGAACCCCCUGCUUCUUUACAGGAAGCAAAACCUCAAGCUGAAAUCGCUGCUGUUGAAAAAGCACAUCCCUCCGCACUUCUGCGUACAAAACAGGAGGAAAAGGGAAAAGUGGCCGAAGAGCUUGUUGAACCUGAAAUCCCCGUAUUAAGUAAACCUGUCCCAAAGUUAGCCCCAUCAGAAGAAAAGGCUGCACCAGAACCUGAGAAAAUACUGCUUCCAGGGGAAAAAAAAGUGGGGAAAGAGGGCCGUUUGGAAGAAAUAGAAGAGAAAUCCUCCGCCGCAGAGGAGAAGCCUAUCUUAUUGCCAGAAGGGAAAUCUAUAUUGCUGUACGGUGGGGCUGCUGCGGUAGCUAUAUUAGCUGUAGCAGUCGGAGUAGCGCUGGCGCUUAGAAAAAAGUAACGGAGCUCUCUUGAGGAGGAGGAGGCGGGGGGGAGAGGGAAGAGAGCACGAUCCAAUUUUUGUAGUUGUGUUACCUAAAGGUUGAGCUGCCCGCUGUUUAAUUGGACAUUUGAGUAACUUAAUGGUGAUGGGGUGAGGUUGUUCAAUAAGCCUCCAGCUAUGGACAAUCAUGUUUUUAGUAGAAUUGGGGGCGGGGACUGGUUUUUCGUGAUUAAAGUACAGGGGUAUUUUUAAAAAAAAAUAAUAAUAAUAAAUUCUGCAAAUUUAAGAACUUAAGUGCAGGUGCUGAAGAAAGGGGUGCUCGUACUCUAGGAACUGGAACGGAGAAUCCCCAGGGGAAGGGGAGAGCCAGCUGCUGCUGACCCCUGGAGUUUUUGGCUUCUCAGAGUGACCGCUACUGCAGCUGUGCUGUCUUGUCACUUCCCGUCGCGCCCCCGAGCCCUCCCAAACCAACGUUAGCCAACCCGAGUCCUGUAGCGAGAGGCUGGUCUCCCUUUUGUCUCGGCUUCCUCUCAGGUACAGCACUGCUCCUCGUAACCUCGCAGGUUCCUCCGAAGCCCCCAUGGGAGAGUGCUUAUUCUUACCUCUUUGCUCACGCCCGUUUUGGCCCCUAACAUUUACUGGAGCCCCAUCCCGUAAAGAUGCUGCCUCUCUGUAGCUGUAUUAUCUCUGAGCAUCCUGGUGUUCCUGGGGGAGAGGCGCAGGAUGGCCGCUUCGGCCGCCCAGGAAGGUGGGAGGGACACUGCCAUUUGCUGGUUUGAGAAUCCAUUUGCUCCGCUCCUGCCCGGCCCGCGUUACUGCCACCCUUGAGCUACCAGAGGUGCAAAAUUCAUGCUGGACACGGGGCCGCUCUGAUCAGUCCUCUGAUAGCAGGGUACAUCCAGCAAAGCUACGGCAAAAUGAGGUGGAAGCGAGGCCGAUGCCGCCCGUGCAAUUCAAAGGUUCAAUGCUAUGCUGUCCUGCAUCACGCUGCAGCCUGUAUCGCCUUUCCCAGGUUAAGCACAGAGUGUAUUUAGCCCUAACUCGGUCUUGGCUGUGACAGAAUCCCAGAUACACAGGGCAAUGGAUUCUGGUAACUGAGCAAAACAGCAUUAAACAUCUCCUCUUUCUGCCUGUUCCUGACCUCCCCCGCUGUGGUGUUCAGUGCGAUUUCUUUUGCGACUCUGAAUCUGUAAUUAGCUAAGCCUACAGGGUCACAUAUGAUGAGGAAGUUACUUUGGCAAAAGCUAAAUCCCCUCUUCCUGCAGUCUCAGCGCUGCAAACGUGUGUGGAGAAAAACCUUUAAAGUAUUGCCGUACGCAUUAGUUACGUCGGACCCAACCACGAGUGUUCCUCUUCGGUGCGCGUUUGUGUCUCUGUCCUUGUCCGUACGGCAGCUCCGUGGGCAAGACCUUAGGCUUUCCUGGCAAAGCUACUGACGCAUCUCUGCGGGUUCGUGCUGGCACUGUGGCUUAGACCAGGUGGAGGUAGGCGAAAGGGAACGCAGGAUAAUGUAAAAAUUGAAAUGCGAGCCUACAGGAAGCUUACUCUUCAUGAAGCACAAAGACAAGGUACUUUAUUUCUAAAUAACCUUAUCCUGAGCACGUCUCCUAAUAAGCCUGUUCUUAAGUGAUCUGAGAAUGAAGAGAUUUUAGCACAUUCUCUAUUUUACAAUAUUCUUGCUAUAUUUUUCCCAUCCCACCCAUAUCCCAGGAUGCUGGGAAGACAGUAAGAACCUGGCAGAGUCUGAGGAAUUUUUUUUGUUUAAGCUUUUUUGAGAGUGGAUUUUUUAGAAAACUUCUUGGGUUUUGAACUCGUGUGUGUGUGCGUGAAGUUGUUGAACACUGAACGGAUGGAUUGUCACGUAUGUACAGCUGCUGUGGACCCAACGCAGGAGCUCUGGAGUUCUGGACUGCCCUGUUGAUCUCUGAUGGCUCUUUUUCCAUGUACAAAGGGUAGCAGGUUGGCCUUAACAGAAAAAGAAACCCUUUACCACAUUGCAAAAUGUUUUUUUUUUUUUUUUUUUUUUUUCCAUUUCCUGGUGCCCUGCUAGUGCUGACAUCGCUGUGUUGUGUGCCCAGAACGGGUCACUGGGACCUCCUCAUGCCACGGACUCUCUGGCAUCUGCCUUCCCACCACGGCAGGUCCCUCUCCUGGCACCGUGUGGAGAGGAGAGGUGUCGUUACGCUGCUAUUGUCACGGAUGUGCACAAAUGUUUUACAGUUCUGCUUCAUUUCACGCAUCACAACAGUGACAGAGUCCGUGAGGGUACCUGGUUGUUCCCACGUGGCAAGGGGCCGCUUUACUGCCCGGUACGUUGGGGUGGGCCUGCCCCUCUCCUGCUGCUUCGCUGACGGCUUUGGUUUCUUCUCGGGGUAUGUUCUCUGUGGGAGAAGGGCCCUUGUUAACCCGACCUGCAUCCUCUCCUUCCUGAAGAUGAGGCGCCUACAUCUGGGGCAUCCUCUGUCUGUAGCCAUGCAGCAGGUUACACAGAAGCACCUGCAUUCUCUCCUGUAGCAAAGGUGGAUUUUUUUUGGACAUUCUGGAUACCUUGUGCACCAACAGGGGGCGGGGGGGAGGGCAGGUGUUCUUUCAGCUCUUCUCUGUACAUGGUUGUUUCAAUAGCAGUGUGGCAGACGGGUACAGGACAGAUGAGAAUAAAUCCGUGCCAGCUGGGGAAGAACCCCCUUUUAGCUUGUUGGCACAUGGAGCCCAGUGGGGCAUUAAAUAAAAAGUCUCUUCUUCCACACACGGCUGUGAGAAGGUGGCAGCAGCAGUAAGGAAAAAUGACUUUUUGGUUUGUGAAGCAUUUUCAUAGUGGGGCAGAAGCCUUGGAGUAUCUGGUGUGUCGCUACAUUUAAUGGCGCAUCAGCUGCACCACCAUGUGUUUGGGUUGGUCCCUUCUUUAUGUUAUUCUCAUUUUAGGGUCUUACGGAUGUGACACAUCAGCAAGAAUUUGUACCGUCUUCUCCCUCACCCCACUGACCAUGCAUUUAGAAAAUUUAUCCUAUAGCGUCUCUGGGAACGCUCAUUUGGAGUCCCAUGGUCAGAGCUGGGCCAGGCCCUGCGGAAGUCACCACAGGGCGGGUAAGCUCAGAUGACGGCGUUCUUACAGGGUUGAGUGCCAGGCUGCUUGCUCUGUUGUGGGUGUGAAUUAAUUAGAAAACAGAAGGGCUUUUUUUCCCCCCUUAUCUUCAAGUGUGUUAAAGUAAUCCUAAACUGUAGGGUCCGCUUGCCCCGAACCGUGUGAUGCGACCUCUUUGUAGUGGCUCCCUCGCAGCUGGCAGAGGAAAGGCAGUCGCUAUAUACUUACGAAAGGGCGUAUAGAAUUACUCUCACUUGUGUUGCUUAUCCCCUUCCCAAAAGUGCCUCAAUAUCUGUCCUCGAGUGGCCUGUACCGUAAUAAAAUAUCUACCUUAGACCCAAUCUUUCUUCACUUUAUCCUUCUCUGCAGCAUACCCUAAAGCUGAGGUGCUAAAACAGCACGAGACUGGA
Messenger RNA from Egretta garzetta (little egret), 7012 nucleotides. It is a transcript of the gene BCL2L13, whose product is annotated as BCL2 like 13. Lineage: Eukaryota; Metazoa; Chordata; Aves; Pelecaniformes; Ardeidae. The record is from RefSeq and is a predicted model, not a curated record. Bases 2192 to 3538 code for a protein of 448 amino acids. Gene Ontology annotation, biological process: regulation of apoptotic process; apoptotic process. Gene Ontology annotation, cellular component: mitochondrion. The transcript is spliced from 6 exons.